Messenger RNA from Pedinophyceae sp. YPF-701, 360 nucleotides. The record is from the annotation of a GenBank genome assembly. Lineage: Eukaryota; Viridiplantae; Chlorophyta; Pedinophyceae.
AUGUGGCCUUUCGGAACGUGGGCGCAGGCGACUGCGAUCGUGGCUCGGCGCGAAACCGUGUCGACCUUGCUGCGCCAGCAACGCGGGACGGCGUCGGAGAUCGCCGGGGCGGCGCGGACCGAGCUUGCGUCUGCGGACCUGGGCCUACAAGGCCACGAGUGCAGCCGCGUGCGGUGUCGCGGUGCCGCCGGAGGUGCCGCUGCCGCCUUGUCGGAGCAGCUGCCACGGCGACGACCGCGGCCGCUGGAGCGCGAGCGAGACUGCUUCGCGGCCAGCAAGCAGCGUUGGCUAAUGCGCCCUGGGUGGUCUGGCAUCCUUCGGGAAGGACGGCGACCCACGUUUCGUCGCGACGGCCGCUGA